AUGAACAGAUUCAUACUCUGGGUGUUAUAUUGCUGUGCUCUGGUAGAUACUCAGUCACCUGCAGGAAGCGGAUGCCAACGUGGUGAUGGCUCCUCUGCUCCAUCUGGGGAACUGUGCAUUUUCACCAACCAGCGUGGAGGCAGCAGUGAUGAGAAACAAGGUUCUUCCUGUGAAAAGUGUGAUUUUGAAACUGAUCUAUGCAAAGCUCUUCAUGAAUUGAAUUUACAGCCUGGAUGGAUAAGAAGAAAUGGUCAGUCUAGCGUGGGACCACCGUACUCUGACCACAAUGGGAAUGACAGUGCUUAUUUCCUCUCGUUGUCCUCUAAAAUGCGAUCCUCUUCUGCAACUUUAAGGACCAAUGUUUUCCUUCCAAAUGAUGAAGAACACAUUUGCCAGAUCACAUUUCAUUAUUGGAUCAGUCAAAUGAGUGGAACGUUGAUGGUGGGGCUUCAAAAGCACUCUGAAGAUACUAUUACAAACAUCUGGCAAGUUUCAGGAGAACUGCAAAAUCAGUGGAAAGCAAAUACCAUCACAAUCAAUAGCACUGAAAAGUAUGAGGUUAUCUUUUGGGGGAUGGUGGAGACCCAGAGACAAGAUGAAACUGUUGCCAUUGAUGAUAUUACGUUCAGUGAAGGAUGUUCUCUGGCCUGUGCACCACAGACUUCCAGUUUUGAGCUUGGCGUUUGUGAGUGGCAGUCAGGUCAGCAGGCUGAGCCUGCUACGUGGGCACGACUGCAAGCCGGGCACCAGAUUGCCUCCUGUUCCUUCCUGAAAGAUUGGGGCAACAAUACCGAAGGCCAUUUUGAGUGGUUAGAAGCUAAUGACAACGCAUUACAUAAAAGCGCUUAUCUAAACAGCUCCAUGUGUCAUUGCUCCAGCAAGAUUUGCAGUUUUCAGUUUCAUUACUCCGUGGCAGAUAGCAGUGUUCUCAAGGUGGUACUGUUUACUAAUCAGGAGGAACAUGUCUUGUGGGAAACCAACAUCAUGACUAAGAAGGAAUGGGUCAAAGUGGAUAUACAGCUACCAACAAGGCUAGAAAAAUUAAAGCUGAUGUUUAAAGGAACACUCCAGAGCAGGGCAAGUUUCAUUUGUCUGAAUAACAUCCAGCUUUUGGACACUACACCAUCAGAGCCACCAGGUUUCUGCUCCUUAGAAGAAUUCACCUGCACUGAUGGGCAAUCCACGGAGCCUGGAUCAGCCUGUGACUCUCACCCAGAUUGUUCUGAUGGCAGCGAUGAGGAUCCAGCAGCCUGCUCUAAUUACACUAUAUGUGAUUUUGCGACUGACCUCUGCGGGUGGAAGCCACUAAGCAUAGGUGAUGCUGACUGGAACAGAAUGAAAGAACAGGCUCCGCUUGACAGGAGACUCCCUGGCAGAGGUCAUACAACUAAUACUGGACGUGGAGCAUUCAUUUACUUCAAUGGAUCACAUCAGAUGAACACAAAGAUGGCCACGUCUCAUCUGGGGAGCCCUUUCCUUGUCAAGCUGUUCCCUGGGCUUUCCUGCUGUCAGGUAAGAUUUUGGCACCGGUUAUCUCAGGAUUCCCAGCUUUCUGUCUUUAAGAGAACUGCAUUGGACGGAAAUUUGGAAAAAUUGCGUGACAUUUCAGGAUUGCCUGAGUUGCAGUGGACAAAAGUAAAUAUUCCUGUAGAAAGCGCAGCUGAGGACUUACCUUUUCAGAUUAUUUUACGAGCUACUAUUCUAACAAAAAAUGCUACUGUUGCUGUUGAUGACAUCAGUAUAACAGAGGAAUGUGGAGUUGUGAAUAAAUCACUUCUAGGUGUCAGCCAAGAAAGUGAAGCUGCUGUAUGUGACUUUGAAAGAGAGAGCUGUGGCUGGAUUGAAACUGCAAAUGCAGAUGACUUUGACUGGGUAAGAAGUUCCAGUAGUGCUCUUGCACCAGCUUUUCAGAAGCAAGCUCCUCUGCAGGAUCACACCUGCAACAAAUCUGAAGGUCAUUUCAUGUUCAUUCUGAAAAACAGCAGCAGCAUUUCACAAGUAGCUCAGCUACGAAGCCCAAAGUUCAGGCAAACUGGAUCAAAUUGCACAUUGUCCUUUUGGUAUUACAAUUAUGGACGGUCAGUUGGGGCAGCAGAGAUGCACUUGCUUGUGGAUGGGCUGAAACAACCUACUGUCCUUUGGAGGGCAUAUUACAACGAGGGAAAUCAAUGGCUGAAGGCAGUCAUUCAGCUUGGACGCCUUCCACGUCCUUUCCAAUUAUCACUUGAUAAAAUCAGUCUGGGUUUUUAUGACGGCGUCUCAGCAAUUGAUGAUAUUACAUUUGAAAAUUGUGCUCUUCCACUUCCAGCAUUAAGUUGUGAAGGUGCUAAUCGUUUCUGGUGUAGAGACACAAAAGCAUGUAUCGACAGUUUAUUGGUCUGUGAUCUUGUGGAUAACUGUGGGGAUGGAUCAGAUGAAGACAACUGUAACCCUGACCUACAGUGUGACUUUGAAAAUGGGCUGUGCAAUUGGGAGCAGGAUGUUGAGGAUGACUUUGAUUGGAUCAGAAUACAGGGUCCAACCCCCACGGUUAAUACAGGCCCAUUAAAGGAUCACACCACAGGCACAGCCAGGGGACACUACCUCUACAUGGAAUCCUCCGAGCCACGCCAGUUCCAAGAUAAAGCCCUUUUGCUUAGUCCUCUCUUCAACCCUUCUGGCAAUGGAACCUGCAUUUUCCACUUUCAUUAUCAUAUGUUUGGAAAGGAAGUUUACAAGCUGUCAGUCUUCCAGAGGACUGUGAGUAAUACCAAGGGAUGGCUAUUGUGGUACAAGUUUGGAAAUCAAGGAAACCGAUGGAUCAGACAGACACUCUACAUCAGCAGCUCUAAGCCGUUUCAGAUCUUGGUGAAAGGUACUGUAGGAGAUGGUUUCACUGGAGACAUUGGACUUGAUGACAUGUCUUUUCUAGACUGUACUCUUUACAAUGGAAACUUGCCAACAAUCUCUACAACUACUUCAGGAACUUCAGUUCCUGCCACGCUCCCUAUGAACAACUGCACAGAGAAGGAGUUUGUCUGUAGAGCCUCUGGCCAUUGCAUCCAGAUGAUCCAGAAGUGUGAUUUUAGACCUGACUGCUCUGAUAUGUCUGAUGAAUCAGCCUGUGUUAUGGAAGUCUGCAACUUUGAAGAUAAAAACCAGUGUGGAUGGUACCAACCAGCCUUGGAACAGAUGUCAGGAAAUGAUUCCAUCCAUACCACAAACCUAUUCAAGUGGGAACUUGGAAGAGGAGCAAAUCUCUACCCUGGGCAAGAAAAACACUGCCCAUUAAUUGAUCAUACUACGUGUACUGCAGAAGGCUGGUAUCUGUUUGCAGACAGCUCAAAUGGAGAAUUUGGUCACAUAGCUGACAUUGCUACCCCAGUCAUCUCCCUUACAGGACCCAAAUGCAAAAUCAUAUUCUGGAACUACAUGAAUGGUUCAACAAUAGGUUCUCUGGAGGUACUCUGUAAAACCAGUAAUAGGACUUCUAAACUGUGGACUCAAAGUGGCAGUCAAGGUCCCCAGUGGAACAGAGCAGAAGUGUUCUUAGGAAUUCGUUCAAAUUUUCAGGUUGUUUUCAGGGCAAAACAUGGUGUCAGUUACAUGGGAGAUGUGGCAAUGGAUGAUAUUACCUUUGAAGAUUGUUCCCCUUUGGUCAUCCCAGGCAGACCUUGCACAUCGGAGGAAUUCACAUGUGCCAACAAGUAUUGCAUCCCAAAGGAUAGUCUGUGUGAUUUUGUAAAUGACUGUGCAGAUAACUCAGAUGAGAGCCCUGCUAUUUGCAGUACAUCUAUUGGGCAUUGCAACUUUGAGUUUGAUCUUUGUGAAUGGAAGCAAGAUGAAAACGAUGAUUUUGACUGGAACCUCAGAACUAGCAGUACUACAAAAAUGGGCACUGGACCAGCUACUGAUCAUACAUUGCAAGAGCCAUCUGGGCAUUAUAUUUUUAUAAAGAGUUCAUUUCUUCAGCUACCAGGACAGAAAGCUAGAAUUUCUAGUCCUGUCCUAAGCAGAAGGAAUAAAAACUGCAAGAUACUUUUCUAUUACCAUAUGUAUGGAGCUCACAUUGGAUCAUUGAUUGUCUACCAGAGGACUACAGCAAAACAUGAAAAAGUUCUCCUUAAUCUUACUGGAAACCAGGGAAAUUUCUGGCAACGCAAGGCACUGAUCCUGGCUGGAGAUGGAGAUGAAGAUUUCCAAGUUGUCUUUGAAGGGAUAGCUGGAAAAAGUCCCAAAGAUGGCAUAGCACUCGAUGACCUCACGUUUUCCAGAGAGUGCUUACCAUCCCAGGAGUUUUUACCAGCGGAACCCACAGCACUGCCUCCAACAGGCUCCUGCUCACACGGCUAUUGGCAAUGUCAGAACGGCAAGUGUUACAGACCAGAACAAAGCUGUGAUUUUGAAGACAACUGCGGGGAUAAUACAGACGAGAGUGAAUGCGGAACUUCCUGCACCUUUGAGAAAGGCAGAUGUGGCUGGCAAAAUUCCCUGGCAGACAAUUUUAACUGGGUGCUGGGGGUCAGCUCGCCUCAAAGUCUUAGACCUCCUGGGGACCACACGCUUGGAAAUAGAACUGGACAAUUCCUGUACCUUGAGGCCACUGCAAUAGGCCUAAAAAAUGAAAAAGCCCAUGUGAAGAGUUCCAGAUGGAAAGAAUCAAGUGGGACUUGUGUGAUGAGCUUCUGGUACUUCAUGUCAUCAAAAGCCAUGGGACAUAUUCAGGUUCUGAUUAAGACUGAUUAUGGGAUUUUGAAAAUAUGGAGUGAAUCAGGAAAUCAUGGUGAUGAGUGGAAGAAAGUUGAGUUACACUUGGGGAAACUGAGGAAUUUUGAAGUCAUCUUUGAAGGCAUUCGUACCAGAGACCUAGGAGGCGGAGCAGCAAUAGAUGACAUAGAGUUCAACAACUGCACCACAAUUGGAGAGAAUCCCAGGGAAUGCCCUGCCCUCACUGAUUUUGUGUGUGGGAAUGAGAAUUGCAUAGAAUCUCAGUUCAUCUGUGACUAUAAACCAGACUGUGAAGACCUGUCAGAUGAAGCUGACUGCAGUUACUACACAAGUAUUCCUGGAAGCUGUAACUUUGAAACACAAGAUCAAGACUGGACCACUGUAUGUGGAUUAACUCAGGACCCUAGUGAUGAUUUUGACUGGAAUAUUAGCAACAGUGCUGUCACGGGACAAACGGGUCCUGAUACUGACCAUACACCAGGUAAAGGACAGCAUUUUUUGUAUGUAAACUUAUCUGCCCAGAAGGAAGGAAACAGAGCGAGGAUAAUUACCACCAAACUAUUCCCAGCUAGCCUUGGGGUCUGUAGGGUUCGCUUCUGGUUCUGGAUGUUUGCUUCUAGGCAAGCAGGAGUCUUAAAGGUAUACACAGUUGGAGAUCAUGGAAUGGAUAUUCUUUUCUGGUCAUCUAGUAGAAAUGAAGAAAACAAAUGGAUGUAUGCCAAUGUAGUCCUCUCCAGCAACAGCCCUUUCAGAGUCGCCUUCGAAGCUGAAGUGGGGUGGAGUGAACCCACAGAAUUUGCUCUUGAUGAUAUUUCUUUCACCCCAGAAUGCAUUGCUGGAGGAUCAGCUGAUCCACACCCUCCAACCUGCAGUACUGACCAGUUCACAUGUGCAUAUGUACAGCAGUGUUUGCCCCUCGCUGCAAAAUGCAAUGGGGCUGAAGAUUGCAGGGAUGGAAGUGAUGAAAUGAACUGUCCCACAGAGGUGCCUACCACCAUGUUUCCAGGCUCCUGCAAGCAAACAGAGUUUCUGUGUCCUUCCAAAGGCUGUAUCCCAUCCCUCUUGAAGUGCGAUGGUGUGCCUGACUGCCACCUUAACGAAGAUGAAGUUGGCUGCCCCCUUAAAGACUGUUUCAAUGGUUCUUUGUUAUGUGCAUCAACUAAACAAUGUAUAGCAAUCUCCCAGCGUUGUGAUGGCAUUGCAGACUGCAUUGAUUUCAGUCUUGAUGAGUCCAGCUGUUCAGUUUGUCCUGAUGAAUACUGCAAAAAUGGAGGAAGAUGCAUCAUCAAAGAUGACAUUCCAUUAUGCCAAUGUGGAAAAGAAUGGAAAGGAAACCGUUGCCACAUAAGUGCUAAGCCUCUUCAGCCUCCAACUUCAAGUCUCCUUCAAAAUGAUAUUUGGAUUGGGUUGGGUAUCGGUUUCUUGCUGAUUAAAAUUACAGCUGCUGCCUUGUAUUUCCUUUCGAAGAAGAAAGUGCCAGAAACGAAACUGGAGGAAACCGCUAAUGGUUCUUUUGCCAAUCCAUUGUACAAAAACCUUAGCUCAUCUGGAAAAGUAAAGUCUCCUGGGUAUGCCCCCUCACCCGUUGUUCAAAUCAGUGUUUCUCCAUGGCAUGAGUAUCUGUUUAAUGAAGAUGUGAAUGCUACUUCUUUUCCAAAUCCUCUCUAUGGUGAAGCACCAGAAGACAUGGAGAAAUUAUGCAGUUCCUUGAAAACAGACAUAAAACAGGAUCAAUAUUGCUUGUAA
Haliaeetus leucocephalus (bald eagle) is the source of this 6453-nucleotide messenger RNA. RefSeq names its product MAM and LDL receptor class A domain containing 1 (gene MALRD1). Gene Ontology annotation, cellular component: membrane. Lineage: Eukaryota; Metazoa; Chordata; Aves; Accipitriformes; Accipitridae. The coding region runs from base 1 to 6453 and encodes 2150 amino acids. The record is from RefSeq and is a predicted model, not a curated record. Gene Ontology annotation, molecular function: protein binding. The transcript has 40 exons.